AUGGCGGCGAAGACGUUUCAGCGGUAUGUCAAGGUCGUUGAUGUGAGCAGCGUUGCUACCGUGACCGGAACGGCGAAGAUUGCGGCGUGGGCCAAGUGGGAUACGAGUAUGCCGGCCGAGAGGGGCCGGCGGUAUCCUCCUUGGGCGGGGGAUAUGCCUUCCGAGGUGUGUGAUUUGUUCUUUGCUAGGGAGGAGGCGGAGAGGGGGCGGGUUAUGGGUGGUGAGGGGCAUUAUUAUCUCGACACGUUGGUCACGCAUCCGGAAUACCAGCGGCGGGGCGCGGCGUCCAUGUUGCUCGCGUGGGGGUGUGCGCUUGCGGAUGAGGAUGGAGUCGCGGCGUAUGUGGAUGCUAGUAAGGCGGGUAAGGGGCUGUAUGAGAGGUUUGGUUUUGUGGAUGAGAGUUUGGAUGGGGACGGGGAUGUUGCGUCCAUGGUGAGGCGGAGGCGAUGA
This is a messenger RNA of Colletotrichum lupini, 450 nucleotides long. Its product is annotated as acetyltransferase. The coding region runs from base 1 to 450 and encodes 149 amino acids. Gene Ontology annotation, molecular function: acyltransferase activity, transferring groups other than amino-acyl groups. The record is from RefSeq and is a predicted model, not a curated record. NCBI's taxonomy places the organism in Eukaryota, Fungi, Ascomycota, Sordariomycetes, Glomerellales, Glomerellaceae. The transcript is spliced from 3 exons.